Molecule: messenger RNA, 1141 nt
Organism: Nematostella vectensis (starlet sea anemone)
Lineage: Eukaryota; Metazoa; Cnidaria; Anthozoa; Actiniaria; Edwardsiidae
Product: glyoxalase 3
Exons: 4
Coding region: 173-901 (242 amino acids)
Source: RefSeq, a predicted model, not a curated record
CCGGCCUUAAAAUAAUACAAAAAUAAGAACGGUCCAGCCUAGACGUUUUUAUAAAAAAAUUUACUGAAAAGAAUAAUUAUGACGUCAUUCACGAAGAACCAUCAUAUCGUACUAUUUACUAAAGCGCGUCUGUCUCUGGGACUCUGCAACUCACAGUUAACUAAGUGUCAAGAUGGUUGUCCGUGUAAUUAUUGUGCUCACGAACCACAAGGAUGGGGGGCCAGGCUGGAAGACCGGCUGGUAUCUGCCUGAGGCUGCUCACCCGUAUCAUGUAUUCAAGCAGAAUGGCUACCAAGUCACCUUUGCUAGUCCUCUUGGAGGGGAUGCACCCAUGGACCCUGGUAGCUACCAGGAUUGGAAGGAUAAAGAUGACGCUUGUCGUGAAUUCUGCAAAAUGUGUAAGAUCAAUGGGGAUGACAUCAAUCUUCCCAACACUGUUGCACUUGAAUGCCUGAGGCCUGAAAUGUAUGACAUCAUGGUGUGUGCCGGUGGCCAUGGCCCAAUGUGGGACUUCCCCGACUUCCAGGGUGCUGGCAAACCAGAGCGCAAAUCUGUUGUCAACAAGUACAUGGCUGCUAUUUAUGAGAAAGGGGGAAUUGUUUCUGCUGUCUGCCAUGGGCCUGCAGGCAUUGUUGACACCAAGCUGUCUAAUGGUGAAUAUCUGGUCAAGGGGAAGGAAGUCACUUGUUUCACUAACGAUGAAGAAGAUGCCAUUGAUAAAAGCAAGCUGAUGCCGUUUAUGCUGGAGACUCGCCUUAUAGAGCAUGGAGCAAAGUUCAAGAGGGCCAAAAAUUGGGAAUGCAUGGUUUGUGUUGAUAAUCGUGUGGUCACUGGACAAAACCCAGCUUCUGCUUCGCCCAUGGGUGAAGCAAUUGUUAAGCUGCAAAAAGCGAAGGAGUGAGAUUGAACUUAUGGGUUUGAAGGAUAAGGAGACAUUUUCAAUCAGUAAACCUUCCAAUCCAGUCAUUGUAUGCAUUUUUCAUAGGUUCUUUCUCUUCAGUGGAAUAUGUAGAUAAUGUUAGACUUGAACUUUUGACUUCUAUAUGUAUCAUUCAUAUAUAUCCUUCAAUAUGUGUUUGAAAAAUAUGUUUUGAAUGUUAUGUAGACAUCAUUUUUGAGUAUUAGAAAACAUUUACGAAAA